Molecule: messenger RNA, 1091 nt
Organism: Zingiber officinale
Lineage: Eukaryota; Viridiplantae; Streptophyta; Magnoliopsida; Zingiberales; Zingiberaceae
Product: ferrochelatase-1, chloroplastic-like
Exons: 7
Coding region: 1-990 (329 amino acids)
Biological process (GO): heme biosynthetic process
Molecular function (GO): protoporphyrin ferrochelatase activity
Source: RefSeq, a predicted model, not a curated record
AUGGACGACGUCGGGAGGUUCUCUUCCAGUAUCACAGACUAUCUCAUAUGUGGCCCGAUUCGAUCUAAACUUGCACGAGCAUUAAAACUUGCCCUCAAUGAUAAGGAUCUUGAUGCUAAUGUAUAUGUUGGAAUGCGAUACUGGCAUCCUUUCACAGAGGAGGCUCUUAAUCAGAUAAAAAAGGAUAAAAUAACAAAACUUGUUGUGCUUCCACUUUAUCCUCAAUUCUCUAUAUCUACUAGUGGUUCAAGCAUCCAUGUCAUUCAUAACAUCAUCAGGGAAGAUGCUUAUUUUGCAAGGUUGCCCAUUUCUAUCAUUGAGUCAUGGUAUCAUCGGGAAGGCUAUAUCAAGUCAAUGGCAGACUCAAUAGAAAAAAAGCUGCAAAGAUUCUCCAAGCCUGAGGAGGUUAUGAUAUUCUUUAGCGCGCACGGUGUCCCGCUGAGUUUUGUUGAAGACGCAGGAGACCCAUACCGAGAUCAGAUGGAGGACUGCAUCUCUUUGAUCACUGCUGAGUUAAAAUCUAGGGGAAUUAACAACGAGCACACUCUUGCUUAUCAGAGGCGAGUUGGUCCUGUUCAGUGGUUGAAGCCUUACACUGAUGAAGUGAUCGCCGAGCUUGGUAAGCAAGCAGUGAAAAGCCUCCUCGUGGUCCCUGUAAGUUUUGUAAGCGAACACAUUGAAACACUAGAAGAGAUUGAUAUGGAGUACAAGAAUUUGGCCCUGGAGUCAGGCAUUGAGCACUGGGACAGGGUGCCUGCUCUGUGCUGCAACCCUAAGUUCAUCUCUGAUUUAGCUGAUGCUGUCAUUGAAGCCCUACCCUCUGCUUUGAUAUCGAACAGGAACUCGUCCAUGGAAGCGGAAGGCGAUCCGGAUCCUGUGCCUUAUGCAAUUAUCUCGCAAUUCAGCUUAAUCUUUGCAUUUUUGCUGUUUUUGUCGCUCAGAGUCUCUCUGCAUUCUAGAAACUUUCUGAAACCUUGGUUUUUGGUUUAACAUUCUACGUUUCUUUAGCUUUUGAGGUGAACCCCGUCUUCUUUCAAUAUGUGAAGUUGAUGAUAAACCUUGUUAAACUUCUGCAGCGUUAAUAUGCUGGA